Molecule: messenger RNA, 2785 nt
Organism: Quercus lobata
Lineage: Eukaryota; Viridiplantae; Streptophyta; Magnoliopsida; Fagales; Fagaceae
Gene: ABCG7
Product: ABC-2 type transporter family protein
Exons: 12
Coding region: 212-2404 (730 amino acids)
Biological process (GO): transmembrane transport
Cellular component (GO): membrane
Molecular function (GO): ATP hydrolysis activity; ABC-type transporter activity; ATP binding
Source: RefSeq, a predicted model, not a curated record
UUCACUCCCGUUGGGCGUUCAAAACUUUUGAGACUCAACCCUCUCCGACCAGUAAAACUGAAACCAAAUUCUAUAUCAAAACGACGCCGCCUAAACAGUUAUACUCAAAAAAAAAAAAAAAAAAAAUUUAUAAUAACACUGUGAGUGAGUGAGUGUGAAGCAACAAAAGCUGAGACUCGGAGAGAGAGAGCUCAAAACCUCAGAGACGAAAAUGGUGGUUUUUGGCGGGAAGAAGGUGGGCCAGGUGGUGGCCGGAAUUGGCGGUAACGGUUUGGGCCAGAUUCUUGCCGCCGUGGCCACUGCUCUCCUCUUCCGCCUCUUCUCCGGCCCAGGCCCAGCUCUCCCGCCGGAGGCCGAUCAAGAAGACCGCGACGACUUCGCCGGAGACUCCAAAUCCGGCGAGUCCACCGCCGACGGUAAAGUCCUUCCGGUCACUAUCCGGUGGCGCAACAUCAAUUGCUCUCUCUCCGAUAAAUCCUCCAAAUCAGUGCGGUUUCUGCUUAAAAACGUGAGUGGAGAGGCGAAACCGGGGAGAUUGUUAGCGAUAAUGGGGCCAUCAGGGUCAGGAAAGACUACAUUGCUCAAUGUUCUUGCAGGUCAGAUGAUGGCGUCGCCACGUGUGCAUUUGUCAGGCCUUUUGGAGGUCAAUGGGAAGCCUAGCUCUAACAAAGCUUAUAAGUUUGCUUAUGUGAGACAAGAGGAUCUCUUUUUCUCGCAGCUAACUGUGCGGGAAACGCUGUCUCUUGCAGCCGAGCUUCAGCGUCUGGAGGUACCUUCCGUGGAAGAGAGGGAUGAAUAUGUGAACACUCUCUUAUUCAAACUAGGAUUGGUCAGUUGUGCUGAUACCCGUAUUGGUGAUGCAAAGGUCCGUGGAAUCAGUGGGGGUGAAAAGAAACGCUUAUCUCUGGCUUGUGAACUCAUUGCAAGCCCAUCGGUCAUAUUUGCUGAUGAACCGACAACUGGACUUGAUGCCUUCCAGGCAGAGAAAGUUAUGGAAACUCUUCGACAGCUUGCACAGGAUGGACAUUCUGUUAUCUGCUCCAUACACCAACCUCGGGGGUCUGUGUACAGCAAAUUUGACGACAUUGUGUUGCUAACAGAGGGUGCACUUGUUUAUGCUGGUCCUGCUCAUGAAGAACCACUGGCAUACUUCUCUAAAUUUGGGCACCAUUGCCCAGAUCAUGUUAAUCCAGCUGAAUUUCUUGCUGAUCUCAUAUCCAUUGACUACAGUUCUUCUGAAAGUGUCUCUUCUUCUCAGAAACGGAUCGAUGGUCUUGUUGACUCUUUCUCACUACAAUCAUCAACAAUUCUUUAUGCUACCCCAAUUACCAGAAGGGAGGUCUCCAGAAGUGGCAUGCAGUUAAGCAAGAAAACUAUAACCAAGAAGAAGGGAGGUUGGUGGAGGCAAUUCUGGUUGCUCCUUAGACGAGCAUGGAUGCAGGCUUCUCGAGAUGGGCCAACAAAUAAAGUUCGGGCAAGAAUGUCGGUUGCAUCAGCUAUAAUAUUUGGGUCAGUUUUCUGGAGAAUGGGAAGAUCUCAGACAUCGAUACAAGACAGAAUGGGACUGCUUCAGGUUGCUGUGAUAAAUACUGCAAUGGCUGCUCUUACAAAGACUGUGGGUGUGUUUCCCAAGGAACGUGCAAUUGUAGACAGAGAGCGUGCAAAGGGGUCUUAUAAGUUAGGACCCUAUCUGCUUUCCAAAUUGCUAGCUGAAAUUCCUAUUGGAGCAGCAUUUCCAUUAAUGUUUGGUGCUGUGUUGUACCCCAUGGCUCGACUUCAUCCGACUUUGUCCAGAUUUGGGAGGUUCUGUGGUAUCUUGACUGUAGAAUCUUUUGCUGCGUCUGCAAUGGGUCUUACAGUUGGGGCUAUGGUUCCAACCACUGAAGCAGCAAUGGCAGUUGGGCCCUCUCUUAUGACAGUAUUCCUUGUAUUUGGAGGCUAUUAUGUCAAUGCUGACAAUACACCAAUCAUCUUCCGUUGGAUUCCUCGUGUUUCUCUAAUAAGAUGGGCGUUUCAGGGGCUUUGCAUUAAUGAAUUUAAGGGUCUUCAAUUUGAUCAUCAGAAUUCUUUUGAUAUUCAAAACGGAGAACAGGCACUUGAGCGGCUCUCCUUUGGAGGAAGUCGCAUUAGGGAGACGGUGAUAGCUCAGAGUAGGAUACUAUUGUUUUGGUAUUCCACAACUUACCUUCUCCUUAAGAAAAACAAGCCCAAAUACCAGCAGCUUGAAUUACCCCCUCCUGACCAAAUCCAACCAGAGCAACCGCUUGAGACUUUUACUACUUACCAAGUUGAAAAAUACAGCCAACUUGAGUCACUUCCCAUCAAUCAGGUCGAAUCAAACCAACAUCUUGAAUCACCGCCAAUUGACCAAGUCCGACCAUUUAUCCUAGAAGGUGCUAAUUAAGGAAAAAAGAUGUCUUUGCAUAAAGGGCGGGUCUCGUGCAUAAUGUGCUUCUGUAGUACUUUUGACUUGUCGUAAUUGUUGUAUAUGGACUCAUUAGCGUAGGAAUCUUCUUAUGGAACUAGACUUGCAAAUUACAAAGGAUCUUAAUGACAUAUAAAGUGGUCAUACAGAACCUUCUCAGAUAGAGAAAUUUGAAUGCUCAUUGCCGUUCAUUGUAGCUGAGAGAUCUCUUGCUUGGUUUCUUCUUAGUUUUCUAGACUUCUUUGCUAGCGCAAUGGGCAAAAUUCCCACCUUUUUAUUAUGUUAUUCAUAGUGAGCAAGUGGCAUGUAAUUCCAAUAUUUGAAUAUCAAAUUCUAACCAGUGCAUAUUUCUGUUAAUUA